GUUCAGCUGCCACAGCCGUCAACUCCUUCACCAGUUCCAAGACAACUUGUACAAGCCACUAAUACCAGCAUGUUUGUACGUGUUCUAACGCUCCUGGAAGACAUUAAGGACACUCAGAGGGUCCACAGUAGAAUGCUGCAGUCUCUCCUCAAACAACCUGAUGGACCAGUUGAUGCAGUAUUACCUGAGGGUGCUGUAUUUCCCCUCCGGACAGUAGCAGACGUGGAAGCACUGGAGCAAAAACUGGCAGACCCUGUCUUCCUAAAAGAAGUGCAAUACUCUGAAGCUGCUCAGCUCUAUGAAAAAGGACAGUAUUAUGACAAAGCAGUCUCUGUCUACAUUCGCUGCAAAAACUGGACGAAGGUGUUCGCAUCGCCAGAGAGAUGCAGAGCAUCGAUGGAGCAAAGAUGGUUGCCAGGCACUGAGUGUACAAAAACAUUGGCAGUACCGUGUUAUGGCCAGUCUGAACGGGCGAACCAGGAGUUGGAGGCGGCCCUGCGCUGCUUCGCCUCUUCCAACCAGGCCAUCUGGAGUGAGGAACUGCCAUGGAUCGAAUACGCCCACAACAGCAUGACCUCCUCCGCCAUGGGCCGUUCGCCUUUCGAAGCUUCCCUGGGAUUCCAGCCACCUCUUUUCCCCUCCAUCGAAGGCGAACACUCAGUGCCGUCAGUUCAGGCGCAUCUGCGUAGGUGUCGUCGGGUAUGGAAGGCCACCCGGGCUGCAUUAUUACGCACCAAGGACCAUAAUAAACGCAUUGCUGACCGCCAUCGGCCCCCCACCUAUGCUGUUGGACAAAAGGUAUUGCUUUCCACAUGCUUCGUUCCCGUCAGGGCGGAAUCCAAGAAGCUCACUCCCACCUUUAUCGGCCCGUUCGAGAUCUCUGCUUUGGUUAACCCUGUGUCCGCCCCCUCCUCCUCCCCCCAGCUCGUGGAUGGUCUGCCGGCCUACUCUAUCACCCGUAUCAUGGAUUCUCGGCGCCGGGGGCGUGGCUACCAGUACCUGGUGGAUUGGGAAGGCUACGGCUUGGAAGACCGGCCCUGGAUCGCUCGGGCGGCCGUCCUGGACAAGCGCAUGCUGCGGGAGUUCCAUCGCCUGCAUCCGGGCUGUGAGCUGCCCUGA
Messenger RNA from Pelmatolapia mariae (spotted tilapia), 1119 nucleotides. RefSeq lists its product as uncharacterized. The record is from RefSeq and is a predicted model, not a curated record. The transcript is spliced from 6 exons. NCBI's taxonomy places the organism in Eukaryota, Metazoa, Chordata, Actinopteri, Cichliformes, Cichlidae. The coding region runs from base 70 to 1119 and encodes 349 amino acids. Gene Ontology annotation, molecular function: nucleic acid binding.